Messenger RNA from Leptosomus discolor (cuckoo roller), 1054 nucleotides. Lineage: Eukaryota; Metazoa; Chordata; Aves; Leptosomiformes; Leptosomidae. The record is from RefSeq and is a predicted model, not a curated record.
GGACCCUGGUGGCUGUAAAAAAACAGUAAAAGAAAUUGAAGAGGAAAAGUUAACAACGUAUAUGUGGGAGCUCUUUAUCACAGACACAAAGAAAUGCACCUGGAAGGCACAAUGUAGUCCACUUAGCAGGAAGAUAAACAAGACGUCUACUCCAGGUAGCUCUCAGCUUAGCUGUCGGUCAUCUCCCUAUGGUCAAACCCCUCGUGGUGGCGAAACUUCCACUGUACUUUGCUCUGAAGAUAACGUCAAGGUCAAUGUAGCUUCAUCUGAUGUCAUGAGUGAGUCAGCACAAGCUAAAGAACAACCAUCUCUCUUCCGCUCCCUACAGGAAGUCACCCAGAUAACACAUGAAGUGGUGUCAAAAGAUGUCCAUAAAAAACAAGAUACGGUUAAGAAGACUGGACUGCAACGUGUGUUGCCAGUGGCUCAGAAGAACUCCAGAGUAAACGUGCCAUUCAUUAAGGACCACGAGGGUACGAUGGCAGGGAAGCGGAGGCCCAGGAGGCAGGGUCACAGCUGCCACAUCAGUUCUUUCAUUAAAAGCAAAUCUAACUUGGGUGCCGAGAUGAGGCAGAAGUUCACAGCAGUCCGUGAAGAAGCAGCUGCUUGUUUACAUGAUACCCUCGUGGGCCUUGAGAGGAGGCAGGAAGAGCGAUGUCAAAAAUACCAGGCUUUGAAACAAUUGAAGUAUUUCAGAAGAGACAUGGAAAGAAUGAGACAGCUGGGCAUGACAGCCGAAAGAGAACAUGAAGAUCGACUAAAUUGGUUUCCUGUAUUGCUUGCCAGACUCCCAGAGUCUGUGAAGAGUGACCAUUAUGUACAGAAAAUCCUAAAGAAACUGGAAAAAUAUGGCGAGACUCCCGACUUGAAAAUUCACCCAGACACCUUUCUUAAGGUUCUGGCUGAUCUACAGGUGUGGGAGCUGUGUUCUCCAGUAAUUGCUGCCGCUGUGGAGUUUGUACGUGAAAGUAUUGUGCAGAUGCCAGAAGAGGAUUUCAGCGCGUGGUUUCAGACAAGAGUAUCUCCCCUCAGCGCACAGUCCUCCACCUUUUAA